Molecule: messenger RNA, 1279 nt
Organism: Carlito syrichta (Philippine tarsier)
Lineage: Eukaryota; Metazoa; Chordata; Mammalia; Primates; Tarsiidae
Gene: DMC1
Product: DNA meiotic recombinase 1
Exons: 14
Coding region: 237-1259 (340 amino acids)
Biological process (GO): DNA repair; reciprocal meiotic recombination; chromosome organization involved in meiotic cell cycle
Cellular component (GO): nucleus; condensed nuclear chromosome
Molecular function (GO): ATP binding; DNA strand exchange activity; ATP-dependent DNA damage sensor activity
Source: RefSeq, a predicted model, not a curated record
CCUCGCCCCGCCCCCCCGCUCUGUCCUCUUCCCGCCCUCCUAGUUUGGCGCCGAACCGUUCGGUCGGAGACUCGCGGGUCGCCAAUCUCCGCGUUCUGGGAAAGAGUUAAGAUCCUGUCAGCAGAGGACCGGAAAGCCGCGGCGGGGGCAGAAGGGGCUUACCUUGAAAAUCUCGGGGAGACUGUGGGUACGAGGGGGCUGAGAAUUGAUUAUUUUUCUGCUUCUCACCAUUCAAUAUGAAGGAGGAUCAGGUUGUGCUAGAAGAACCAGGAUUCCAAGAUGAAGAGGAAUCUUUGUUUCAAGACAUUGACCUGUUACAAAAACAUGGAAUUAAUGUGGCUGACAUUAAGAAACUGAAGUCAGUAGGAAUCUGUACCAUCAAGGGGAUACAGAUGACAACAAGAAGAGCCCUGUGCAAUGUCAAAGGACUCUCAGAAGCCAAAGUGGACAAGAUUAAAGAGGCAGCCAACAAACUUAUUGAGCCUGGAUUCUUGACUGCAUUUGAGUAUAGUGAAAAGAGGAAGAUGGUUUUCCAUAUCACCACUGGGAGCCAGGAAUUUGAUAAGUUGCUAGGGGGUGGAAUUGAAAGCAUGGCAAUCACGGAAGCUUUUGGAGAAUUUCGUACCGGAAAAACCCAGCUCUCUCAUACCCUCUGUGUGACAGCUCAACUUCCAGGAGCUGGUGGCUACCCCGGAGGAAAGAUUAUCUUCAUUGAUACAGAAAAUACUUUUCGUCCAGAUCGCCUUCGGGACAUUGCUGAUCGCUUCAAUGUAGAUCAUAAUGCAGUGCUGGACAAUGUACUUUAUGCGCGUGCAUAUACUAGUGAACAUCAGAUGGAGCUGCUUGAUUAUGUAGCUGCAAAGUUCCAUGAAGAAGCUGGCAUCUUCAAGUUAUUGAUCAUUGAUUCAAUAAUGGCACUUUUUCGAGUGGAUUUCAGUGGGCGUGGAGAGUUGGCUGAACGGCAGCAAAAACUAGCCCAGAUGUUGUCACGACUUCAAAAAAUCUCAGAAGAAUAUAAUGUGGCUGUUUUUGUGACCAAUCAGAUGACUGCUGAUCCAGGAGCAACUAUGACCUUUCAGGCAGACCCCAAAAAACCCAUCGGGGGACAUAUUCUGGCUCAUGCUUCAACAACUAGAAUAAGCUUGAGAAAGGGAAGAGGAGAACUCAGAAUUGCCAAGAUUUAUGACAGCCCUGAGAUGCCCGAAAAUGAAGCCACCUUCGCAAUAACUGCUGGAGGAAUUGGGGAUGCCAAGGAGUAGGUGGUGAAUUGAUGCAAAUU